UUUCAUACACUGUCCUUAAUUGAAUUGCCAGAGAAUUUUCUUUCGGCGAUCAAAUCAAGAGUGUUAGGAAAAUUGAUGAUUUAGUGUUAUUUGUUGAAGAAAGAUUUUAGCUCAGAAUCGCAGCUUGAUCAUUAAUCUCGCAAUUGUAUGAAAAAACAAUCAUCAGAAAAAAUGGAUUUACCACCAGCGGAAGAUUUGAACGGAAUAAUUUCUGGUGAAAACCCACCAGUUGGUCAGCCAACGGGCCAACCAAAACGUCAGUCGCGUGGUGUGAAAAAAUCCAACGUAGGAACUCAAGAUGCUCUUCCAAUCGAAGAAGCUCUCAAAACGGAACUAACGGGGUCCAACAAUAUGAAGACACCGAUAUCGCUGUUACAGGAACUACUGAGUCGUCGGGGAAUCACACCACAGUACGACUUAAUGCAGGUAGAGGGAGCGGUUCAUGAACCCACGUUCCGUUAUCGAGUGUCUUAUCAGGAUAAAGAUGCUAUGGGCACCGGAAAGUCGAAGAAAGAAGCAAAACAUGCCGCUGCGAAGGCAUUAAUUGACAAAUUGACCGGAAUAUCACUCAGUGAUCCGCCGGUAGGAAGUUUGAACGUCAAAACAUUGGAGCAAACCGUCGACGGCGACGAGGAACCGACUGGUAAUCCCAUCGGGUGGCUUCAGGAAAUGUGCAUGGCACGGCGUUGGCCACCACCAACCUACGAAACGGAAAUGGAAGUUGGUCUGCCGCACGAACGGCAGUUUACUAUUGCCUGUUCGGUAUUGAAGUACCGCGAGGUAGGCAAAGGUAAAAGCAAGAAAAUCGCCAAACGACAGGCUGCCCAGCGAAUGUGGCAAAGACUGCAGGAUCAACCGUUGGAGCCCAACCAAAUCGUGCAAAUGCUUGACGAGGAAGGCAACGAGGAGCUGAAGGCCGCAACUAUUUCCGGACGGUAUGCCGGAUUGAAAGACGCUCGAAUACCCAGUCUGACUACGGGACACGGUCAGAAGGUUUCGCAGUUUCACAAGGGCUUGAAGGCGCGCAGUGGUGAAACUUUGCGCCAACUGCAGACCACUUGUCUAAAUGAUAAAAACGUCGAUUUCGUACAGAUGCUUCAUGACAUUGCUUCCGAGCAGCGGUUCGAGGUGACCUACGUAGAUAUCGACGAGAAAACGAUGAGCGGUCGCUUUCAGUGCUUGGUGCAACUGUCCACGCUACCGGUUGCGGUGUGCCAUGGUAGCGGUGCCACGGCUAAGGAGGCUCAAUCGGCAGCUGCGCGCAACUCACUGGAGUAUCUCAAGAUAAUGACCAAGACCUAAGUAUGUGUGUGUGAUGGCUAAAUGUUCCAAGUGUUCGGUCGAUGAUGUUGCUGUCGGUAUUAUAGUGGUAGUCAGCAGGAGUCACAACAAAAACUAGAUACUCUGCGACAGUGUUCAAUCCCUCUGUUUAUUCCUAGAUCAAAUUCUAAAAGUCAAUAUUGUAUGCAGUGUGGACACGAUGGGCAGCCAUCAUCGACACAUGUUUGAGCCACGGAAAUGUUUGGGAGCUUGCUGGUGUCAGCUGGCGAAUGUCCCCGCACGACGCACACGUUGAAAGUGCUAGAUCAACUGACACGCCAUCUAACGGCGUCAAUAUUUUUUAAACACAUUUUUACUUUGUGUAUUUGUCGAAACAAUUCUCAUAAAUUGAGUUUUUUAUUUGGAAUUUUUGUAAUCUUCGAUUUGCAUAUGUACGGCUGAACGUAUUCAGCAAAUAGUGUGAUUGUUGUGUUUCUACAUUAUUUUUAUUUGUUUGAACGAUUUUUUUUUCAAUUAUAUACACUUUAGAGGUUAAGACUUGUUUCAAUUGGCUCCAGUUCUUUUUUUUCAAUGGUAUUACGUAGACUCAAACUAAUGUUUGCUGACACUAAUUAACUAAAUACAUAAAUAACUAGUAUCGCUAUCAAGUAUUUAAAUAUUAAACGCAAGUUUGAAUUAUACUUAGCUAUACGCAAAAAGGCAUUGCGUUUGUCAUUGCAUUGGAUAUUCUUCUUCUGCAAUUAUUAUUAAAAUCUUAAUCUAUAAUUGAAUGGUAUAACACAAUUAAAUUGAAUCACGACAGAAUGAGUAGUCCGGAACUGACGAGACAUUCGAGUUAUUUAUGUGUAUAGUAUAAUAGAAACCCGCAUGAAAAUAUACACAGAAUAAUAUGAUCAAGCAAAGAAAAAUGAUUAGAAGACAACAACAAAAUUUAACUGAAAUUAUUUCAUCUCAAAUAUCGGAAGCAAAAAUGUGUACGUAUUGAAGCCAACAUACAAAUGUGUAUGCGAAGUCCCUUCCUACUAGCAAGAAGUGGAACAUGGAUGCAGUCCUUGCAUGCAUCAAUAUACAAGCUAUACUUUGCAUAGAAUUAGUGGGUUUUAUUUUCCAAAAAAAUACAACAUACACGUUUAUCUAAUCGUCUAUUACGCAACUAACUUAACAACAUUCUUAUCUGUCGUUUGAAAUCUUAUAAUGGUAGUGUAAUUGGUUUAAUUUUAUCAUUGGAAAUUUAUUUUUAAUACACUCACAUGUACACGCUUUUUCAUAUGAUUGAACAAUGAACAUGAAUGUAUUUGCUGUCCUUAAUCCAAUUUUUAGAUCGAGCAAAAUUAAGAGAAACACAUACUACAUACAGUCAAUCACGAUAUAUUUAUUACAAUUAAUGGGAUUUUGUCAAGCAUCUAAUCAAGCAAAAUAAUAAACGAAGCAAGCAAAAAGCAAACAUGAAGGAUAAAAGUCCCAUAUUUGAAGGAAAAUGGGCAUUAUUUUAAUGCAAAGUAUAGAGGUUGUAAUGAGUGAAUCCAAUAAAAAAAUACGAGAAAUCAUUCACAAUACGAAA
Malaya genurostris is the source of this 2842-nucleotide messenger RNA. It is a transcript of the gene loqs, whose product is annotated as interferon-inducible double-stranded RNA-dependent protein kinase activator A homolog. Bases 148 to 1302 code for a protein of 384 amino acids. The transcript has 7 exons. The record is from RefSeq and is a predicted model, not a curated record. Lineage: Eukaryota; Metazoa; Arthropoda; Insecta; Diptera; Culicidae.